AUGAUCGAGUACACGGAAAGAUUCUUUCGCGGGCUAGACCUGUGGUCACUAGCGGUGGACGAAGCAUUCCUUAACGUAACACAUUCCACGGGUGGUAACGAUUAUUAUCUCUACACACUCUCGGAUGAGUGUGAUAAGUGCCCCUACACCAAAUCGCAGCGGAUUCCGGUGGGCAAGAAAAAUACUGUGUUAAAAGUCGAUGUUUCACGCCGAAUCGGAUUGCGGAUCCUUGAUCGAGAUGUCGGGAAUUAUUCUUUUGACAACGACACUGUGCUGUGUCAAUUUAGUAACUCACAAUUGGGCGAAUUUGGAGUGUAUGAUCUAAGCAUUGAUCAAACUGAUGGUAGCUGUACGUUGCAGACAGCCAAGGAGCCAGUCAACAUUUAUCUUCCUUUCCUUACGAUUAUGCUUAUCGCAUUUGUCGCGAUUGGCAUCGUUCGAUUGGCACGAUAUGGUCUGUAUCGUUCCCGGCUGGUUGGCUUACAGCAAUCUUCUUCGCGACCAGAAGCUGGUGACGUACCAGCUGCGGAAGAACACGAUAAGCAAGAAACGGAAACAUCUGCGCAGGUUACGCCUAGAAAACGCCUUCAAAGUCUGGACACGUUCCGCGGUAUUGCGAUCAUGUUGAUGAUAUUCGUUAACAGUGGUGGUGGUCACUAUUGGUGGAUAGAACACGCCACCUGGAAUGGGUUACAUGUGGCCGAUCUGGUCUUUCCGUGGUUUCUCUUUAUCAUGGGCGUAUGUGUGCCAAUUUCGCUACGCGGUCAAAUUAAUCGGAACGUUCCCCGGCGCACUAUCCUCUCUAACAUAGCCGUUCGCUCGAUAAAAUUGUUCCUCAUUGGACUUUGCCUAAACUCGAUCAACGGCCCAAGCAUGGCGAAUCUACGUAUCUUCGGCGUGCUGCAACGGUUCGGUAUUGCCUAUUUCGUCGUAUCGACCGUACAUCUGUUCUGCCACGAACAGACGGUUUCAUCGCAAAACCGUGUCCUGCGUGCAAACGAGGAUAUUUUUCGCUUAAAAAAGCAAUGGCUGAUUGUCGGACUGAUCACGUUCAUCUAUCUGAUUGUGAUAUGCUUAGUCCCUGCACCCGGUUGUCCCAGAGCCUACUUCGGACCGGGUGGGAAACACCUUUUCAAUGCGUUCCCAAACUGUACCGGUGGCAUCACGGGAUAUAUCGACCAGUUCAUCCUUGGUAUAACCCAUCUGUAUCAACAUCCGACAGCACGCUACGUUUACGAAGCGAUGCCAUUCGAUCCCGAAGGCCCGUUCGGCUGUCUUCCCACCAUCUUGCAAGUGUUUUUGGGUCUUCAAUGUGGUUGCACAAUUCUCGCGUUCACAGAACAUCGUCAGCGAAUCACACGUUUUGCCAUCUGGUCGCUCCUACUCGGUCUCAUCGCUGGAAUGUUGUGUGGUUUUUCAAAAAAUGAUGGUUGGAUACCAGUGAAUAAGAAUCUGUGGUCAUUGUCGUACGUACUGGCGACGGGUUCACUAGCGUAUCUACUGCUCAUGCUGUGCUACUUCGUAAUCGACGUGAAACGCGCCUGGAACGGCCAACCAUUCGUGUAUGCCGGUAUGAACGCGAUUGUCCUGUAUGUGGGCCAUACGGUAUUUCACAAAAUGCUUCCGUGGCACUGGCAUAUCGGUACGAUGAAUACGCACUUUAUGCUCACGCUAGAGGCGCUCUGGAAUACCGUGCUUUGGAAUCUGAUUGCUCUCUAUCUGUAUAAGCGAAAAUUGUUUUAUAAUCUCUAA
Messenger RNA from Anopheles marshallii, 1752 nucleotides. It is a transcript of the gene Hgsnat, whose product is annotated as heparan-alpha-glucosaminide N-acetyltransferase. The transcript has 6 exons. Bases 1 to 1752 code for a protein of 583 amino acids. NCBI's taxonomy places the organism in Eukaryota, Metazoa, Arthropoda, Insecta, Diptera, Culicidae. The record is from RefSeq and is a predicted model, not a curated record.